Molecule: messenger RNA, 2742 nt
Organism: Contarinia nasturtii (swede midge)
Lineage: Eukaryota; Metazoa; Arthropoda; Insecta; Diptera; Cecidomyiidae
Product: nose resistant to fluoxetine protein 6-like
Exons: 12
Coding region: 565-2682 (705 amino acids)
Molecular function (GO): acyltransferase activity, transferring groups other than amino-acyl groups
Source: RefSeq, a predicted model, not a curated record
AGUAAAAAGUCUUAAAAUUGUGUGUUUUUUCCUAUUAUUUUAGAUAAGAAACAAACAUACCGUGUGUAACAUACUACAAAAGGAAAAAAAAAGUUUUUGGAAUAAAGAACAAAAUCAGCAUGAUGUUGCUAUUUUAAACAAUGAAUUCAAUGAAAGUUCAAAGAUAAAAUUAAAAAAUUUCUAAAGCGAUCACACUGUAUACUGUUGUUAUUUGAGAAUGUGUACUUUAAACACUGUUUAAGUCCGAGUCUGUGCCGAAUUUUUUUUAUCUAUAUUCCUCUUGAUAAGAAGCGAUAAUAGUAAUUUUGACAAUGGUAUGUGAUUAAUGACGUGCAAUUUGCAGCCGAUAGUUCGAUUAUCACCCCAAUUUGGUGAUGUGAAUGCCCAACAAUGUAAAUCAUCCUAAAAAAGUAGUAAAAUAGUAUUGAUAGUGUCGAAAGGGUAACGGUCACGGUUAUCAGAAACAGAGCAUAUUCCAAAUUAUAAUGGUGAUGUGGAAAAAAAAAUCAAACUCAGUUUAUUGACAACAUUCUAUAGGAAGAGACCUAUCGAGUGAUUUUAAAAAUGGCUAAAUUUCAUAGCAUUCUGUCAAUGUGUUUUUUUCUGUCAAGUUUAAACCAUUUUAAUUGUGAAAAUACAAGAAGUUUUUUCUUAGACUUCGAACAAAUAAAAUAUGAUCUUUUCCUUCAAAGUUAUACUAAAUUGUCACAAAAUUAUAGCGAAUCAGUUAAUGUAAAAAAUAAGUGUUUAAAUGAAUUGAAGGCGAUUCAAAAUGGGUUGAUUAGUCGAGAGCAAUGGGCAUUAGAAAUUGUGGAUUCGUGGGGCAAAAUACCGUCCGGAGUGUUCAGUGGUAAUACGCAUGAUUUUGGCUCAUUUUCACAAUGUUUGAAAAUUAGACAUAAUGACAAAGUGUACGAAACACAAUAUUGCUUGGGUCGCUUAUUUUACGAUGUUGAAGAGAAAAUUGCAUCAAAACUAUAUCGAUAUCCCAUUAAUAAUGUCAUUUUUCCGGAUAUGGUACAUGUGAAUGAUUUGCCAAGCCUUGACCCGCGGAGACCUUUCAUAACUUUCGGCGCAUGUAUGCCAGCCGCAUGUUCGUUUGAAAUGUUUGAACAAAUCGUCAACGAUUUAAUUCCAAAUCACCCAAACAACUUUUCCAUUGAAUUACCCAAUGAUGUAUGUCAAACGGCAAACAACGAUCCGGAUCUAACAACUAAAGAGAAAACCACACUAGGUUUAUUGAUGGUAAUAUUUGGCUUGGUAUUGUUGAGCACUGGCUAUGAUAUUUUGUGUUCCAUUUAUAAUCGUAAAAAAUCUCAAGUGCUGCUAGCAUUCUCUUUUUACACAAAUGGGAAAAAACUGUUUUCUUUAAAUGAAGAAAACACAUCAGAAACAAUUCAAUGUUUACACGGAAUUCGCGUCCUAUCGACACAGUGGGUCGUACUGUGUCAUACAUACGCUUUGUAUUUAGUAAUGCCGAUCCAAAACAGGGUCGUACACGAUGCAUUUCUUUCAAAGUACAGUAACAUGAUGAUUGUUUCGGGUUUUGUUGCGGUGGAUACGUUCUUUGUGUUGAGUGGUCUUUUGGUUUCGAUCGGCAUACUAAAACAUUUAGAAAAAAAAGGGCGGUUAAACGUUCUACAGUUAUAUGUCCAUCGGUAUCUUCGUCUCACACCACUUUUGGCAAUAUCACUCCUAAUCUCGGUGUCAUUGUAUCGAUUUGGCGAAAUUGGACCGUUAUGGACUGCCAUGAUAGAAAUGAACAAAAAACAAUGUGAAAACUAUUGGUGGUCGACUCUCUUAUAUGUCCAAAACUACGUGAAUCCAGAAGAACUCUGUUUCGGUCAUUCCUGGUACUUGAGUGUCGAUAUGCAGCUGUUUUUAAUUUCACCGGCCAUAGUUUAUUUGAUUUAUCGUUUUAAAUUGAAGGCCUUAAUACCACUUACCCUGCUUCUGCUGGGCUGCAUUUAUUCCACUUUAGAUGUUCACAUAAAACAUAAUUUAACGACAAUAUUUGCAUUUGAGGGUAACAAAUUCGAAAUGGCAUAUAUUCCAACACACAUACGUAUUUCAUCGUGGCUUAUUGGUGUCUUUACUGGAUAUUUACACUUUGAAACUCGCAAUAGAAAGAUUCAAAUUCCAAAAAUGAUCAAUAUUUGUGGCUGGGCGUUGUCUUUGGUUGCAAUGAUUUUAGUCAUUUUCAUAAAUCAUCCCCUGCAACAACAAGAUAAUAAGUUUUCUCCUCUAAUAUAUGGGUUAUAUGAUGCAUUUAGUCGUAUUGUUUGGUCGAUUGCUUUAUGCUACAUCAUUUUUGCCUGUGUUCAUGGCUCCGGAAGUAUCGUCAAUCGCUUUUUAUCACAUCCACUUUGGCAACCUCUUUCAAGAAUGUCUUAUUCCAUUUAUUUGCUUCAUUUUGUGGUUAUUGGAAACGUAAUGGGCACACAACGAACUCCACCAUAUUUUACUGAAACUGCGGCUUUCAACACUUUUAUAGUGAAUUAUGUGAUGACAAUCUUUGUAUCGAUCAUUGGAACCCUUACUUUUGAAUCACCGAUCAUUGUAUUUGAGAAAAUACUCUUCAAUUCUUCAAAGAAAAAGAUCACCAUAUCCACAGAUAUUCGAAAUGGAAUUCAACAAACUGACGAGAAUAAUAACAUUGAAAGUAGCAAAAAAUAUCAAUGAUUGAUGACAUCAAUUGCCAAACAUUUUAUUUUGAGUAGUUUUUUAUAAAAUAAUUGUACA